Molecule: messenger RNA, 775 nt
Organism: Tricharina praecox
Lineage: Eukaryota; Fungi; Ascomycota; Pezizomycetes; Pezizales; Pyronemataceae
Product: SGNH hydrolase-type esterase domain-containing protein
Exons: 2
Coding region: 29-775 (248 amino acids)
Molecular function (GO): hydrolase activity
Source: RefSeq, a predicted model, not a curated record
CAACCGUUUCAGCAUCACUCCAGCAACAAUGCAACUCCUCCACCACCUCCUCUUCCCAAUCCUCCUACUCACCGGCGCCUCGGCAGCCUCCGCACGCCGCGCCUGCUCAAAGGCGAUCUUCGUCCUCAGCGGCGAUUCCACAACGGCGCCAGGUGGCGGGUGGGGCGACAGCUUCAACGCGACGACUCUGCUACCGCCGAGCUUCGGCGAGAACCACGCUGUGGGCGGACGGUCGACACAGAGCGUGCUCGCGAACGGCGAGUGGGCCGCAGUCCUGGACGCCGUCGAGGACUAUAAGGCCCAGGGAAAUGUCUAUGUCACCAUACAGUUCGGACAUAACGAUCAGAAAAUCGCGAACUUUACCGCGCAGUUCGAGGUUAAUCUCAGGCGCAUGGUCAACGAUGUUAAGGCGGCCGGAGGGGUGCCGGUUCUGGUGACGCCUCUCGCGCGGCGCACGUGGUCCGGCGGCGUCCUCACCGAUCUCCUCGGCGACUGGGCCGCGAUCGCGCUAUCGGUAGCGGCAGAGACGGGGACGCACAAGAUCGAGCUUUUGAAGGAGAGCAUGCGGUACCUUGCUGCGAUCGGCGAGGCGAACGCGCGCACGUUCGAUCUGGCCGCCGGCGAUAAAACGCACCUGAACGCUGUGGGAGCUGUGGUGUUUUCCCGCUUGGUUAGCGAUCUCCUCGGUGCGGAGUUGGGAGAGCCCGUCAGGUGUGUCACGAACAGGAAUGAGACGCUUAGUGCUGCGAUUAGGGAUGGGGUUAUGGCUACGUAG